UUUUCAAUGAGGAAAUUGAAGACAUUUUGCAUCUGGAGUACUUCUGAAGACACGAGCCAAAGACAAGCUAAAGCACCGGGCAUGAAGUCAAAGAGCAGGCCCUGCAGUGGGAGGAGUGGAGACUAAAAACAGCAGCAGUAAAGCUCAUCUGUUUGAUCAGGAUGGGCUGCACUUGCAGUGGCGAGAAACAAGUAAAAGAAGAAGGAUUCCGCAAAGGAAAACACAAAUCACACGCCUCCCCGUCAUCAAACCAUAUAGGACGAAGUGGAAACGCCUAUACAAAUAAUGAUGACACUAUAUUUAUUGCACAACACGACUUCAAAGCGACCAACGACAGUGAUCUGCCUUUCAGAAAGGGAGACAAACUUAAAGUAUUGCAAGAAACCGGAGAAUGGUGGCUGGCCCGACUGCUGACGACUGGACAAGAAGGCUUGAUACCAUCGAAUUAUGUAGCCAGAGCAGAUACACUGGAAGUGGAAAAAUGGUUUUUCAAGGAUUUGGGCAGAAGAGAAACCGAGAGGCUACUUUUAGCACCCGGAAAUAAACCAGGGGCCUUUCUAAUUCGAGAGAGUGAGACCUGUAAAGGGUCAUUCUCGCUGUCAGUCAGAGAUUAUGAAGGGGAAAGAGGAGAUGUAGUAAAACAUUACAAAAUCCGUUGUUUGGACAAAGGUGGCUACUACAUCUCCCCUUCCAACACGUUCCCGACCCUACAGGAAUUGGUUCAGUACUAUACCCACACGGCAGAUGGGUUGUGUCAGCGACUGUAUGCUCCCUGUAAGCCUAUGGCCCCUCAGCAGCCAUGGGCCCAUGAUGAAUGGGAGAUUCCUCGAGAGACACUGAAAAUGCUGAAGAAAUUGGGGGCCGGACAGUUUGGGGAAGUGUGGAUGGGUUACUACAAGAACACCCAGAAGGUUGCUAUUAAGACCUUAAAGGAGGGGACAAUGGCGCCUGAGGCCUUCCUUCAGGAGGCCAACCUGAUGAAGCAGUUGAGGCAUGACCGACUGGUACGACUUCAUGCUGUUGUCACUAAAGAGCCCAUUCUUAUUGUCACCGAAUUUAUGGUCAAUGGAUGUCUUCUAGACUUUCUAAAAACAGAUGAAGGGAAAAGGCUAAAGCUAAAUAAGCUGAUCGACAUGUCAGCACAGAUAGCUGAAGGCAUGGCGUACAUUGAGAAGAAGAACUACAUCCACCGUGAUCUGCGUGCAGCUAACAUACUGGUCAGCGAGACGCUGCAUUGCAAGAUAGCAGACUUUGGCCUGGCCAGAAUCAUCGAGUCAGAAUACACGGCUCAAGAAGGUGCUAAGUUUCCCAUUAAAUGGACGGCUCCAGAGGCCAUCAACUUUGGGACGUUCAGCAUCAAAUCGGAUGUCUGGUCCUUUGGGAUCCUCCUGACAGAAAUAGUCACCUAUGGAAGAAUACCAUACCCAGGUAUGACGAACCCAGAGGUGAUCAGGAGUCUAGACAGGUCAUACAGGAUGCCAUGUCCAGACGGCUGUCCAGGGGAACUGUAUGAUAUCAUGAUGGUGUGCUGGAAGCAGAAGCCUGAUGACCGACCGACUUUUGAAUAUCUUCAGAACACUCUCAACGACUUUUUUAUUGCCACGGAAGGACAAUAUGAGAUGCAGCCGUGAUGACAGAAAAAGAAAAAGUUUUUUGUUGUGGACAAUGAAAUCUCUUAAAAAACCAUGACUUGAAUGGAUAAAGGACCACAUAGCUUUCUGAUGAUACUUUUUUUUUUAAAUAGAGUGAUGGAUACGUUUUUCACACCUGCCUUCUAAGUGAAUGUUAAAGAUAUUCAUGGCUUCUUCUGUCUGUAGCGGAUAUCAGUCAGAUAUGCAACGCGGCUUCAUGUCAGCGCCUUUUCUUGAUGGAGUAUAAGGUUGCAUUCUUAGAACUGAUGUAUGAUGCGUGAUAGGACUAUGGAUAUACAAAUACAGUUCACUCAUAUUGUAAAGCAACAUCUGGACCCAGAGACAUCAGCACAGGUAAAGUUGCAGAUUAAACAUUUGCAUGGUACAGAAACUAGAACCCUGAGAUUACAUGCACAAUACUUUGCACUUUUUUUUCUUUUUAAAAAAAAAUUAAGUAAUUCAGCAGAUUUUUUUUUAAGUGCUUAGCAAAGAAAAGUUAUUCUUGCAUUUUUGUCUUUUGUAAAUAAAAAUGAAGAACUCUGGUAUUUCUUGUAUUUAAAUCAAAAAUUUUGAAAUUACAAUGCCGUAAAAGCAUUUCUCAUGUAGGGCUUUAGUGGUGACUAUCACUUUUUACAGUUUGGUGUUUGAGACAAUGAGGAUGUGUCUCAGUUCACCGAUCAUAAGAGAAAAUAGCAGCAUUUUAAAAAAAAAAGAAAAAGAAGUUUGACAUCUUAAGUGUGAAAGUAAAGCUAACACUCUGGAUGAAACAAAAAUAAAAACAACUUUAAAGUACAUCACCUCCCACGUGAAAACAAAUGGCAGCAAUGUGUAGACUGAGUUACUAACUCUAGUUUCAAUCAUGUUAAAAUGAUGAAAGGGGUGACUGACCCGAACAUACCCCCCAUUUUGAACGGCAACCCAUAGGAAGCCUUUAAAAGCAGCUAACUACUAAAUUACAGCAGUCUUCAACUGAGCCUUCCCAGGGGGAGCACAGACAGUUAGUGAUAAGAGACUGGAAUGGCUGUGUUAGCCAAGGGGUGAAACUCUGCCAUUUCCUGAAUGGACAGGAAACAGGAAGUGUGCGUCAGCAUUCCUAAAAUGCCACAAAGCUAGAACAGUCUCGCAUACCAAGUUAGUAGUUGUCUUCACAUUUUUCCUCCUGAAAUACAUCCGUUUGAAAUUUACUUUUUGUUGUUAUUGCUGAUUGAGCGCCUCUGAAUUGUGAGGGAGAGGGAAAUUGUCAUUUAACAUAAUAGUGAUGGUAAAUAAAAACUAAAACAACUUCAAGUAUUCUUAAAAUAUAUAAAAUAUUAUUAUUAAUCUUAUUCAAUAGGAGCACAUGAGAAUAAACAUGCAUUAUAUCUAAAAAUGUCUGCCGUGUCUGUUUAAAAAAAAUAUGGCAGGUGAUUUUAUGUUGAUAUUUGUAAUAUAAAACUGAAUAUGUUUUAAAAUAGCCUGUAAAUCCAGCUGAAAUGUUUUUAAUAUGCCUGACCACUGGACUUUUUCCUUAUAAAUAUAAAUUAAUCUUUAACCUCGCAGAAGACCCAAAGACGUUUCAACAUUUUUAAUCUCUCAUAUGAUCCAUGAAUUCUGUUCCAUGCAUACUAAUAUCAGAUAUGGUAGGUGCUAUGUCAGCAUCAGCGACAGUGUAUCAGUGUUUUGGAUUUUCUUGCUGUUGUUUUUUUUUAAUGAUUGCAAGCAUGAAUGUGCUAGUAGUAGUUUAAUUUCAUUUCAUACUGGUUAAUACCAGCAGUGUCUUGGAAAUCAAUUAUAUUUAUUCUCUGUAAUUAGAUUACUCUUUUCACCUUGUGGACAAUGCAAAUCAAAUAUGAAAAUGCAAAUACAUGUGUAUUUUUAAAAAAUUAA
Pelmatolapia mariae (spotted tilapia) is the source of this 3497-nucleotide messenger RNA. RefSeq names its product BLK proto-oncogene, Src family tyrosine kinase (gene blk). The transcript has 14 exons. Gene Ontology annotation, molecular function: non-membrane spanning protein tyrosine kinase activity; ATP binding; signaling receptor binding. The record is from RefSeq and is a predicted model, not a curated record. Bases 162 to 1631 code for a protein of 489 amino acids. NCBI's taxonomy places the organism in Eukaryota, Metazoa, Chordata, Actinopteri, Cichliformes, Cichlidae. Gene Ontology annotation, biological process: cell differentiation; innate immune response; protein phosphorylation. Gene Ontology annotation, cellular component: extrinsic component of cytoplasmic side of plasma membrane.